GCCUUGUUUUGUGUGUGUGUGGGGGUGUGUGUGUGCGUGUGUGUGUGUGUGUGUGUGUAUUCCCGUGCUCGCAUCGCCAUCUUGUUGCAAUCCUAUUUUUUUUAUUUUUUUUUUUACGUAUGCGAGGAUCUACUUUUCCGUUCGGCCGGAUUAGAAAAUCGCCCGUGUUGCUCUCCGCAGGAACACAAGCGGAGGGGGGGGCGGGGGGGGGACGACCAGCUCGGGCCCGCGGGUGUGAACCGUGCACACACGACACUUUCCCACCCCUCCUCUCGGUCUUCUUUCCUCUCCCUCUGUCCCGGGCCGCCGGGUCGCCCUGUCGUGAGGGGGGUUACGCGCAAUGAGCAUCGAAACACUUUUGGAGGCGGCCAGAUACCUGGAAUGGCAAGCCCAGCAACAACAGAUCGCACGUGAGGAGGAACAGCGCAAAGAGAAGGAGCUCGUCAACAGGGAGGCGGAGUUGAGGCGCGUGGAACUCGUGACCGUGUCGUCUCAGCCAGUCAGAGCCAACCACGUCGCCUGGUGCGAUGACGCUCACCGUCAACAGCCGCACCACCCUCCCGCCCCUCCGCCCCCUUCUCUCCCACCGCCUCAAGUCCCCUUUGCUGUCAUCCCAAUGGUCCCAGUUGUCACCGCGUCACCGUCGGUACCGGCCCUUCCACUUACAACGCCAAUUGCCGCCGCGGCGAUGUCACUCAACAGCUCGCCGACAGUCAAGAGUGCCUCCUCCCCGCCGCAGCAGCAGCAGCAGCAGCAGCAGCAGCAGCAGCAGCAGCAGCAGCAGCAGCAGCAGCAGCAGGCGGCCUCUCGUCGCCUGUUAUGCGCCCCCCAGAUUAAAGUGGAGAUGGGUCAGCAUCUGAUAAGUGCAAAGCCCAUCCAAUCACAGCCUCAGGUUCAGAUCCAGUACCCAACCUCCAUCUGCACUAAUGGUCCCGGCUCGCAACAUACACUGGUUCCCCAUCAAGCUCCACCCACAUCGCAGCCGCGGCCGAAUGGAGUGACAAUGGAAGACAUGAGGGGGAUGGAUGGGAAGAGGAGACCAGGAGGAGCGGGAACCAGAGAGGUUCAUAAUAAACUGGAGAAGAACAGGCCCUGCAGACGAGCACACCUCAAAGAGUGUUUCGAGACGCUGAAGAAGAACGUUCCAAACGUCGACGAGAAGAAAACCUCCAACCUCAGUGUGCUCCGCAGCGCUUUGCGUUACAUACAGAACCUGAAGCGCAAGGAAAAGGAGUACGAGCACGAGAUGGAGCGUCUGGCCAGGGAGAAGAUCGCCACGCAGCAGCGGCUGGCCGAACUAAAGAACGACCUGGGCCAGCGCAUGGACGCCGUGGAGAUCGACCGAGUCCUGCGACUGACCAUCCAGCCCGAGGACGACCAGGCCUCCACGUCCACCGCCUCCGAAGGAGAAGACAACUUUGAGCAGGACAUGGACGACAAUGUUCCCGCUCCUCCUGCUCCCACAUCCAUAACCAAACCGGCACCUCCCAUCUUACAGGCCCAGACACUCCUCGCCCCUCACCUGUCAAUCCAGCACGCCGCCCUGCCUCUCUCGGGAGUCCUGACCUCGCCGGCCCACCCUGGUCCCCCUCCCCCUCAAGCCAUCGCUCCGGCCCCGGGUCCGCCACCAGUUCAUCCCAUCCAGCCCUCGGCUAUGCAGGUCCAGCCCACUGUCAUAGCGCACGCUGCCGUCUCCCACCCUUCGGUCAUCCAAGCCGUCAAUCACGCGCUGCCGGCCAAUCACAAGCACUUGACACACAUCGCCCCGUCACCCGGCCCCAAUUCCUCCACCCCUCAGCCGAUAACCGCCGCUCAAGCCGGCGCCGCCACUCACCAGCAGAUAGCCGCACAGCCCAUCGGACACAUCACCGUCCACCCGGUGGCUCACCUGGGAGGCCCGCUGCAAUCCCACCUCCCGACUCUUUACUCCCAGGGCAUGUCCGUCUCGCAGCCCACCAUGGUGGGCCACAUCACUCACACCUUCGCCCAUCACACCUUGCCGCACGUCCAGGCGAAUCCUCAAGCUAACACUAACGGAGCCCAGGUGAACAGCGCAGGCGUGAUGGGCCAGGGGAGCUCGUCGCUAGGGAAACCCACAGCGGUGCUUGCCCCCCACCCCCAGCUGGUUGGACAGGCUGCCGUCCUCAACCCUGUCACCAUGGUUACAGUCCCAACCUUCCCCGUCAGCACACUCAAACUGGCCUGAAAGAGUGGGGGGAAAAAAGGAUGGGCAGACUGAAGGAGAGAAAGAUUCUGAACUUCUGGAGGGGGUUUCGCACUCCGAUCAAUAAUCAAUAGCAGAGAAUCUCUGACAGACACAUGAAAAUUUACAGGGGUGAAAAACCGAAAAAAAACAUCAGCUGUUUUUUCUGGACACACUUGUGACAAAUAUCUCCAUGGAUAUUUUGGUCGCAGCUCUGUUAGUUUAUGAACAAUAACAUUGAAGCAGAGUCCGUGGGUCCGGCCAUUGUUUAUGAAAAUAAGACUGUGACAUUUUGUCUCCGCUGCAAAGACAGGAAAUCUGUUUUACCUUCCUUCCUUGUCCUCUUCUCUCCUUCCUUCCUCUACAACCAGAAGCACUAACAUAAUAAGCUCAGUUCACACUCAGGCAUCAAGGAUUUACCUUAAAACUAUUCACUCACCUGUCGAGGGGAGAGAGAGAGAGAGAGAGAGAGAGAGAGAGAGAGAGAGAGAGAGAGAGAGAGAGAGAGAGAGAGAGAGAGAGAGAGAGAGAGAGAGAGAGAGAGAGAGAGAGAGAGAGAGAGAGAGAGAGAGAGAGAGAGAGAGAGAGAGAGAGAGAGAGAGAGAGAGAGAGAUUUGUCGUUAGGCUGUUGUCAUGGUGAUGUGACCGUUUUGUAUGCGUCGACACUUGAUGACCCAGCUACUCAUUGUGAGUUCUUAUCUAAUGAAAGUUUCUCAUUUACAUUGAUUCCAGUUUUCUCCUCGUCCCUUCGAUCUUAGUACGGAACUCGCAUCGUGAGGUUUGGUCGUCUCCCAUCUUCCUCGGCAUCAAAGUUCCUCGACAUUUCACCAAACACCCUGAAAAAUAGUUUACGAGACGAAAAGAAAAAACCCAAGAACAAGUGGUGGUCAUGUAUUCUGAAAUUUGGGAAUUUUCAGUAA
Molecule: messenger RNA, 3123 nt
Organism: Scophthalmus maximus (turbot)
Lineage: Eukaryota; Metazoa; Chordata; Actinopteri; Pleuronectiformes; Scophthalmidae
Gene: mntb
Product: MAX network transcriptional repressor b
Exons: 6
Coding region: 341-2206 (621 amino acids)
Biological process (GO): regulation of transcription by RNA polymerase II
Molecular function (GO): protein dimerization activity; RNA polymerase II cis-regulatory region sequence-specific DNA binding; DNA-binding transcription factor activity, RNA polymerase II-specific
Source: RefSeq, a predicted model, not a curated record